AUGACUCCUCCCACAUUUGCUGACAUUGGCAAGUCUGCUCGUGAUCUCCUCCGAAAAAACUUUGAUCUUGGAGUUCGAUUCUUCUCCUUCAAGGGCAAGAAUGACAAACUUGAAUUCCUCGGUCGGGUUGACAACGCUUUUCGGGUCGGAAAGAUGUUAGGGACAUUUGAGUCAAAGUAUAACCUAAAUGAGUAUGGUCUGAUACUCAAUGAGAAGUGGUCUUCGAAGGGUUUUAUGUCCGCGGAUGUAUCUGUUGAUGGUCAACUCAUGAAUGGCCUUUGUAACACCCUAAAAACCGAAUAUGAUGUGGAAUCUGGAGUAAAUCGCAUUUCCCUUAAAUCGACGUACAAGAACGAUUUCAUUAACAAGCAAGUGGAUUUUCAAUUUCGCCAUCCUCUGCCAGAUGCAUUGCAAUCACUGGUUAUUGGGUACCAAGACUACUUGGUUGGUGCUGAUCUACACUAUGACACCUUUCGGAAGGAACUGAGACGUGUUGAUUUCGCGUUCGCUUACUCUGUCAAGGAUUUUGGCUUCCAUGCGAUCAUUACGAAUUGGGCUCACACUUUUACAGCUGGGAUCUAUCAACGCCUCACUGAUCGGCUCGAAUACGCUGCUGAAUCCAAUUUCACUCUCCUUUUCCUUUUUGUGGACCUCUCUGUUCAAAUGUUGCGCAUCCUCUGCCUUGUCAACCCGGCGUCCGUUAUUCGCACUGGAUUGAGAAUCGCCUAUUCACCUGUUUUCGUCCCAUGUCUUUUCAAGACUACGUGGAAUCGUGACGUUCCUGAUUACAACUGGGCUAUAGCCUGUCAAAUAGCAACCGAUCCAGACCGAAAGCACAUUCUCAAAAUAAAAUUGGACAGUCUCCAGCGCAUCUCCAUCUCCUUAAAAAGUCAAAUUGUUGAGGGAGUUAAUACAGCCGUCUCGGCCAUGUUUAAUGAUGUUGAAGAAACCCAAGUUGGUUUUGGCGUUGAAAUUGAACGAUGA
Molecule: messenger RNA, 984 nt
Organism: Hydatigera taeniaeformis
Lineage: Eukaryota; Metazoa; Platyhelminthes; Cestoda; Cyclophyllidea; Taeniidae
Source: the annotation of a GenBank genome assembly